GCUAAACGGGCAGGAAAUGUGCUGGCUCUGCGGUGUUGCGUACGCGUCCCGCACUCACUCUAAUCAUCAAUGAAUCCAACGUUGUUGUUUUUUAUAUCAGCUUUAUAUUAUCCAGUUGUGUUUUCCGACGGCAGUUGUGAUUAGCUAACAUUUUCUUGUGUUAGCCGAACCGUCAGGAUGGGGAGGCGUCAUGGCUGUGUUUUGUUGCUGGCCGGUGGAAUUUUUCUGUCGGGGGUUUUCGUGUCUGAAGGUGCCCCCCUCCAGCACCGCCACACACCAGGUGGCAAGGAUGUGCUGUCUCUCUCUCUGUACCUGCCGCUGGUUGUAUCUCUGAUGGCACUGGUGGCUUUAGUGGUGCUACUGGUGAACUGUGUCACCUGCUGCAAGGAACGGGAGAUCAAUUUCAAGGAAUUCGAGGACCACUUUGAUGAUGAGAUUGACUUCACCCCUCCAGCCGAGGACACACCCUCCAUGCAGUCCCCUGCUGAGGUGUACACCCUUGCCGUUCCCCCUGUGGCCCUGCCUGGACCUCCACACCUCCAACCUCCCCCCCGUAUCUCAGAGGGAUCCACAGGCUCCCAGGUGGCACGCCACAGCCUGAGCUACAUCCAGGAGAUUGGCAAUGGCUGGUUUGGCAAGGUCCUCCUUAGUGAGAUCUACACAGACCCAGGUGCAGCCCAAGUGGUUGUGAAGGAGUUGAAGGCUAAUGCUAGCGCAAAGGAGCAGAACGAAUUCCUGCAACAGGGGGAUCCAUACAGAGUUCUGCAGCAUCCAAACAUCCUGCAAUGUCUGGGCCAGUGUGUGGAGGCCAUCCCCUUCCUGCUUGUCUUUGAGUUCUGUGAGAUGGGUGAUCUGCGGGGCUACCUGUCUCAGCAGGACUGGAUGUUUAGAAAUGCUGAGCUGCUGCAGCUGCAGAGGAUGGCCUGUGAAAUUGCCGCCGGUGUCACUCACCUUCACAAAAACAAUUUCCUGCACAGUGACUUGGCCCUAAGGAACUGCUACCUGACUGCAGAUCUGACUGUUAAAGUGGGAGACUAUGGAAUUGGACCCUACCGCUACAAAGAGGAUUAUAUAAUCACAGAGGAUGAUGUGUUUGCACCCCUUCGCUGGUUGGCUCCUGAGAUAGUGGCCGAGCGCCAUGGCGGGGUAAUUACUAUGGAACAGACCAAGCCCAGCAAUGUGUGGGCCUUGGGGGUCACAUUGUGGGAGCUCUUUGAGAAUGCAGCUCAGCCAUACCCACAUCUAUCUGAUCGUGAGGUCCUUAGUCAUGUCAUCAGGGACCAGCAGAUCAAGCCCAUGAAGCCACAGUUGGAGCUGCCCUACUCUGACAGAUGGUAUGAGGUGCUACAGUUUUGCUGGUUGUCCCCAGACAAGCGGGCCACAGCAGAAGAGGUGCAUCGUUUACUCACCUACUUGCGCAUGCAGGGCCAACGGGACAUAGAGGAAGACUUUGAGCAACGCUGGGAUGCUCUAAAGCCUAACCCUUCUACAAGGCAGACCACUGUUAGUCACUCCUCUUUCCCAAUCCUGGAGCAGUUUGCAGAGGAUGCCCUGCGACAAGAGAUAGACGAGGUGCUCACUGUCACAGAAACAAGCAAAGGCCUUAGCUUUGAGUACGUUUGGGAGGCAGCUAAGCAUGACCACUAUGACGGCAACCAUGGACAUUCAGGCAUGGACACAACAUUAAACUACCAGAGUAUGUUUUUCCCUGUUCCCAGCGAGGAUAUUCAGGCACAUUUUCCAGAUCUUGUGGCCAGAUCAGGGACAACAGAAACGGGUAGUAACCUUUCAGGAAUCCCUGGGAUUUUGCCGGUAUUUGAUGUACAUAAGCCCUCUAAUAGGACUGAGUAUUACAUCCAGCUCGAAGAACAAGGGGAGAUAAGCAUGGGAUCUGAUGUGAACAAAGGGCUGCAUGUGGACACAAGCUUAGGCAGGGAAGAUGUUGUUGUUCUCCAAGAUGUCCGUCUAGAUGAGUCUAGCACUGAUGCAGAUUUCUUCCACCAAAGUAUUGACUCCAAGGACUCCUUUUUACCAGAUAGUCACAUCUGGUCAUCUCUUGAGAAUGACAGUCCUUACCACACCAACAUCUUCACCGAGGAUGAGUCCAAACAGGAGGAUUCCUUUUCCUGGAGAAGGGAUUUCAUGGAGCCCCCAGAAUCCAAUGGGAACCCCUUUCAUGAAGGUUCAUCUUCAGAAGCCCCCAAAGUAGAUGGAAAUGAAAGUUUAGGUGACUCUUUUUUAGGGGAUUGUACAGAAACCACUCACCUGGAGGGCUCUCGGGAAGACAUGGGAGAGAAUGUAGAUAUGACAAGGUUUCUGACCACUGAAAAAUUAGCUGCCAACUUCCGGUUUCUCAAAGAACAGAGCCUUAUUAAAGAGGGCUCUACUUUAUCAGGGAAAAGUGAAAGUCCUCAACAGAAUUUUCUUUCACCCGGAAUUGCCCACAUACCCGAAGAAAGCUUCAAAAUGAGCUCUUGGGACAACCUUGAGGCAUUGGACAGUUUAAACAUAGCUGAAACCUUCUUAAAAUCAGUAGCACGUAGCAAAUCCCCACAGCAACUCCUAGAAUCUUCAAGUCCCAGCUUGGGAAAUUUCUGUCAGUCUUUGGAAAAUGAAACAUUGGUGCCUUCCAUUGUAGUUGACACAGAUGAUAUCCCAAGUCACCAGCUGCCAGUUAGAAAUAGUUCUUCCACAGAAGACAUUGGCCUGCUUGAUUCCUCAAACACAGUCAUAGACUCUGCUUUUGAUUAUACCUCCGAGAGAUUUGAGGUUCCAGUUAGUCUAACUGAUAGUUGCCCUAAUCCUGUCAUUGAAAGUGCCACGACAGACUCUUUGUGCACGGAUGCCAAAAUCCCCAGCCUUGAAGACGACCUUGGAACCUCAAAGGAUAGCGUUCAGCCUGUAGGAAUUGACUUAAAAGUCCAUGUAUCACCUUCAGACAAUGGCCAUAGUGAAGGCCUAAUGAGUGAUGAUUUAUUAAGUGAACUAGUUGACGAUGAAGAAGUAGAACUUGAAACUGCCCUGUCUGACCACGAAGAACACUUCCUGGAUGAUGAUGGCUGUCCUCCUGUCAGGUCCUCUCUGCUGGUCUCUGGCCCUUCCCUGGACCAGAUCAGCCAGGACAGCUUAUUGGAAGACAGUGUCUCCACUACUCUGCCCACAGUGGAUAAUUCAGCUGAAACACCGGACUCUUUAGACUCCCUUGACAUCCAGAGGCUAGGAGGGCCAGUAGAAGAGCUUAACACUCCAGUAGCACCUCACAAACUCCAUCCUCCAUAUAAAUUAGCAGACAGUGGAUAUGAGACAGAGAACCUAGAGUCUCCAGAGUGGAACUCCCAACCCACUGAGGGAGACCAUUCUUUGGCAGAGAAUGGCACAAGUGUUGCUGAAGGUUUAGAAACAGAAGAGCCUACAGCCACCACAACGCUAGUUCCACCUGAAAUCAUUAUAUCUGAAGUAGAGAGUGUGGCUGAUGCUCAGAAUGAGGAGAACGAUGAAGGCCAGCACCCAGAGCCCAUAGAUCCUGUUGAGGAACCAUUCAUGGGUGGCAACUACAGAGACUCCGCCUACUUCUCUGACAACGAAUCUGAACCUGAGAAGAAGUCUGAAGAAACAAACAUGGGAAGUUCUGUGAAGGUCUCAUGGAUGAAGAGCUCUCCUGACAUGGUGAGCCAGGCCUCAGGAGGACCAUCUGCUGAGGCUGUGGGUUUAGGUUUCUCCGAUUCUGAGCAGGUAUCUCCUAUAGAUUCAGGAACAUUGGCUGAAGCGGGAGAAAUACCGGUUCCUCAAGUUAGGAGCAUGUUGCCAGAUGUCGUUUCAUCAACUGAGGAGAACCAUGAGAAAGAGGUGACAAGGUCUGUUGGCAGCCAUAGUGAAGAUACAGAUAAGCUGGAAUUCUUUCAAGACUUCAGGUCCUCUGAUCAGCCAGUGUAUGAUGAAACAUCAGACAAUCUACAAAUCUCAUCAUCCCCAACUCAAUCUCUUACCUCAGCCAAACUGUUGUCAGAGACCACAGUUCAUGCAAAACUUACCAGGACCUAUGCCAGUGAUGGUUCAAAAAUAAAAGAACCAGACAUGGAGGGUCGUUACCUGGGCAGACGAGAAGGAUUGGGGAUAGAUGGACAGGAGGACGGGAUCGAUGCCGAUGAGGAGGACGAGAACAGCGAUGACUCUGAUGACGACAUGCGUGCAUACCGGCUACAUGACUCCAGCUCAGAAAGCGAUGAUGACUUUGUGCAUCCGGUGCCACUUAUCAUCUCUGAUGACAGUAGUGCAAAGAACCUAAAAAGCCUGUUGAAACCUACCACACUAAACAUUACAGCAAAAUCCCCCCUUUCACCUGCUGGUAGCGAUGCAGACAACUCCAGAAGAGCUGUGUCCUUCUUUGAUGAUGUCACUGUAUACCUGUUUGAUCAGGAAACCCCGACAAAGGAAUUGGGAGACCACCCCUCAGGCACCAACAACCAGGUGUCGGAGUUCAGUAGUCCAGUGCCUGCUACCGGCUACCUAAACAGGUUCACCAACUCUGAGAGUUCCACAGAUGAAGAAGGUGGCGGCUUUGAGUGGGAUGAUGAUUUCUCCUCGUCUGAAACCUUCCUGUCUAAGGCAGCUGAGGACCUGUCAGUGUCCAAGGCUAUGUCCUCAUCUGCAGCGUCACGCUUUUUCUCCCCUCCUCCUGCAAUAAGCCGUGCAGCAGAGCCCAGCUGGACCAGCUCCUCCAACUACUCCCGCUUCUCCAUCUCCCCCGCCAGCAUUGCCAGCUUCUCCCUCACACAUCUUACCGACUCUGACAUUGAACAAGGAGGAAGCAGUGAAGAUGGAGAGAAGGACUAGCCAGAUAAAUGACGGGACCAUUUCCUUGCACACUCGAGGAACAAACCAAUGCUCGCACAUUUCAGGAAUGUGGGAGAGCUGGACAAAGACAGGUGACGUGGUUUGGUGCAAAUCAUGGAUGCUUCUCUCAGGCAGAACUGCUCUUUUCUUUGACGGAGUUGGCCAUGAAUAGGACUUUGAUAAACAUAUGACCGACUCCCUCCGUAAUCCAUAAACUCCUUUUAGCAAAUAAGACAGACGAGACCCUGUCCCUGUCUCUGAGUAUCAUCAACAUUGUUGUGUUGUCUUUCUGAUCGGUGCAAUUUUGCAGGAAAAAAGCAACCAUACAUGACCUAGCUGCUUAGUGUUUGCUUUAAAGACUCAGUAAGCGCAUUCCAGUUGUCCAGUUGCUUCUUUGGUUUGUUGUGUUGGUUAAAGCACUCCUUUCCCAAGAGUUACGGUGUCACCAAAAAGAGACUUUUUUUAAAGCCCUGAAUCACUGAAUAGAACUGAAAUAAUAAUAAUAAAAAAUGGGGCCUGGCAAACAUGUUUGCAGCCACAAAAAAAAAAGAAAGAAAAAAAAAAGCCCUUUUGCUUUUGGCAGAGCUAAAACUCGAGAUCCGACAUUGCUCGCUAACAUUUCUUCUUUACAUCAUCGUGCAGUUAUUACUGUAGUUGCCUUUUUGUAAUGAUUAUUUUGUUAAAUCUCUUAUCAGGUGUACCCACAAUCUCCUAACGGGAGAGAACAGCAACUAUAUACGGUGAGCUUCUCUAGCAGGUUUUGAAUGAGACGGGUAGGAUUUUAGGAAGCGCCACAUUUGAGCUUUUCGUCAUAGGAUAACCGACUUACUGACGGCGCAGUCUGUUUGUCGAGAUGAUGUGUGGCGUCUUUUCUGUUUCACUCGGAAUAGAUGUCGGAGUUUCUUCUUUUGGAGACGUCUCAGAAUGGACUGGACAAGGAAAGUGGAGCGUAGCCUUAUAGGUGGGAUCCAUUUGAAAUCAAUUUCAGAGGAAAAAUUCAACGUAUUUAUUAAUACCUCAAAUUUGCUUUGAAUGGAUAAGACGGAGCUUUAUCGGGAUCUGAUUUGUCCAAAUUAUUUAUCAAUGGGUCUUAUCACAGUGCCUGUUAUACUGUAAAUUUAAUUGCUCCCCGUCGUUCAUUAUCGCUACAGAAUUGCAAAUUACACAUUUAGGAAUGGUUAGAAUGUGUAAUAAAGUGGGAGAUUUUUUUUUUCAAUGUCAGAAUGUAGAAACGAAUUAAGCUGUUUGUAAAACUGAUGUGCUAUGAAUUUUCAUUACUGAGUUGGAAUUUGUGUUAGUUCAUUGGAUAAGCUACCGAAUAGGACAGCGUUUCUCGCGGAACGUGCCGGGACUUUUUAUUUGAAAGAAAUCACGACUACAAUGGAAAUCACUCUGCUACUACUACCACUUCACUAUCCCUCUGCUACUACUACUACCACCAAUUCACCAUCACCCUGCUACUACUACCACUUUACUAUCCCUCUGCUACUACUACCACCACCAAUUCACCAUCACCCUGCUACUACUACCACUUUACUAUCAACAUGGCCUCCUCUUGCCUUUUGUCCUUGGUUUGCUUUGUCUUACCAGCUGAACCGCCCUGGAAUUGAAAGAGGUUUUCCUGUAACCCCCUCCCUCCACACACACAUACAGAUGCACGCACACACACAUUCAUGCACGCACACACACAGCGUGCUCAUGUGUUGUGAGCACACAACACGUGUUGUGAGCACAACUCAUGCACACUUGCACAACCACCACACAAAUGCGAUUCUGAACAUUUGAUAGCCAUCUCAUUAAUGGGCCAUACUGUUUUAUGUGAUUCUGUCUAGCAGGGGAGGGUAGUGUGUGAAUCAUGAUGUGUAGAAACAAAACGGUAUGGCGAGGAUGCGAGAUGGGCUCUUUUCCAUGUCUCUAUGUUCAUGUACAGUAACCACAACUGUUCCUCCAGACUCGGUUGUAAUUGUAAAACUCUCCGCUGUAGUAACUCAAAAGUAGGCCUUGAAAUUCUCGUCAUUUGUGAUCUGUUGAACAGCUAUUCCUCACCCGUAGCAGUUAGAUGUCCCCCUUUUCUUCACGUACAGUAGGCACUGUAUCCUAGACAAGGCUGACCACGGUUAAAAGCCAGCAGCAUCCCGUGUGUCAGUUAAACUUGAAACAUUUUAAGGAAAUCCAACAUAAAUCCUUAUGUUCUAUUCGACUACAGUAUACAUUUGCUUAAUCUUGCACAUUUGAGAAGUGUAACUUAAUGUUGAACUGUACUGAUGUAUAUAAAUGUUUUUGGGGUUUUUAUGUUUUUGUUUUUGGUCUGUACAUUGGGAUCUGAUGUAACCGAGUCGCUGGUAUGAGGGUUCAUUUUGUAAUUUAAAGCUGAGUUGAUUAAAAAGAGCAACAUAUCACAGUCAUUAGCUAAGAGCAGUUAAAUUAAGACACAAACGCAGAUGUGAAAAUUCAUUGUCCUUUAAACUUGUAGAUUUUAAAAAAGAAAAUGUAAUAUUUUUACUUCAUACUGAUGAUCAUGCUUAGUGUAAUUGAAUGAAAUGUUUAUAAUUACACUGUUUAAUAUGGAAAUAAAUGCAAAUGUACUUCUA
Lampris incognitus (smalleye Pacific opah) is the source of this 7424-nucleotide messenger RNA. It is a transcript of the gene lmtk2, whose product is annotated as lemur tyrosine kinase 2. Lineage: Eukaryota; Metazoa; Chordata; Actinopteri; Lampriformes; Lampridae. Gene Ontology annotation, molecular function: protein kinase activity; ATP binding. The record is from RefSeq and is a predicted model, not a curated record. Bases 178 to 4833 code for a protein of 1551 amino acids. The transcript has 14 exons. Gene Ontology annotation, biological process: protein phosphorylation.